UUCCUGGGUAAUGAAAUACAUGUAUGUUUGGCGUUCGGACGCGAUGUCCAUGUGAGCGGUGUUUAUGAUUAGAGACUGGAACGAGGAUCACGCAGCCUGGACAUUACGUUCCGCGGUGCCUGGCGGCGACUAAACGACAAAGGCCCCAUUGACGGAGCCGACGUCCUCGUGAGAAAAGGGCACCGCCCAUGCUAAGGUGGAUAUAAAAAUCCACUCAGCUGCGCGUAGCUACCCACCCACACCGUUAUCAUUCUCACCCUAGGCUGCAGCUGCAGAGAGCGUGUCUCGCGGAGUGGCAGGGGAAAGGCUAAAAUCAAAUUACACAAGCAAAUAGAACCGUGGUUGUGUGCUUUUUUUUUGAAGUAUUCUGUUGGUGGGGAAACCUAUUACUUCUGUUUGGCUGAGGCCACUGGCGUCCUCCCACAACACCGCUGCUGGGCUUUUUGCGAUCAAUUUCAGAUCUCGCACUAUUGCUUGCGGGCGUUUCUUUCUCGCUGUAUACGUACUAUUGUUAUUAUUAGUUUUAUAGAGCAUCAUGGGUUUUUAAUGCAAUUCAAUAUUGCACAGAUCAGUCGGGAGCAGUACAAACACCCGAGGUUGUAUUUUAGACGGUGACCAAAAAUCAUCAGAAGUGUGCGAGCCUGAGCGACGAAGAUAAAGCGUGAGAGAAUACAACCACGAGCCUUGCAGGCCAGCGUAGAGGGCAUUUCCCAGCUUGUGUGCGCGCAGUGUCUUAAUCACAAGUCCAUUCGUUAUUCCUGGGUAACUCGUAGCGUUUGAAAGUGCAUCGCACGCAAGAGUAAGUAGUGACUGGGUGAGCGAGUAGAACUAGUUAGUGAAUUAAUGAGUCAGUGAGUUGGGUUGUGAGAUUGCGAGUGAGCGAGUUAGUGAGCCAGUCAGUUACUUUGUGAGCUGCACGUAUUUUGAACUUCUUUAGCACCGUACGUGGCCAGCCGUGCUAAUUGGAGGCGAGUCAGUGAGUGAGCGAGUCCGUGAGGACAGCUGCUUUUUGUGCCCGCAAGCCUCUCAUAAAUUAAUAUCCCACCCAUGGGGACGUUCUCGCUUCUGUGCUGCUUCAACUGCGAGGACAGGAAUGACCUACGCAAGAAAGAGCCGCUCAUCAGGGAGGUGCUGCCACUCUACUAUGGCAUGGAGUCGCAGCGACAGCGCGAGGACCUGGCAAACCUCUGGCACGAGCCCCACGACCGGUCCCACACGGCCACUGACGAGGACCGGGAGCUCUUCAACAAACUCCAGCGCCUGGAGCACACCCGUCGUGGCUCCGAGGGCUGGCGGAAGCUGAGUGUGGACAUCGGCAUGCUGCGUCAGGUGCGGCGUGACGCCAAAGAUCGUUGGAGGAUGAUACUCUCCUAUCUUGGAUUCGAGAAGGAGGCAGACACCCUCCUGUCCGUCACAGGCUCCAGCUCACUCAACAACAUGAAGAAUGUCACCAGAGCCAAGGAGAUUCUGCAGCUUCUGGCUGAUGACACCAGCAUCUUCAAGGAUAUCUCGGGCCCUCCUGAGAGAUAUAUAUUCGUUCUGGACCGCCUGAUUACUCUCGACAUUGGAGAAGCAUUUCUGGCGAGGGCAAAGCACCUGUACCCGAAAGACGACGACGAUGAGGACGAGGAUGAUGACGACCGAGAUGAUAACGAAGAGAAGGAGCGAGAGGAGAUUGGGAAAAAGGAGCAGGAAUCUGGAGGCAUGAACCCCCCAUUCGCCAGGUCUCGCCGACCCAGCCUCAUCUUCAUCAGCCGCACUGCCCCGGACAUGGCCAUCGACGAGCUGGGCACUCAGAGCAGCAGCGAGGAGCCUCCCGCAGGAACCAACAGCGGUGCCGAGUGAUCACAGAUACACAUAGAGAGAGAGAGAGAAUAACGCGUGUGCAGGUGCGCAGAGUGAGCUACGGAGAGUCAACCUGAACACUGAGUUAUGUGUACACCACCUGCAUGAAAGUGUCGAGUGCACCGUGUGGAAGCCACACAGGUGUAUAAAUAAAAAUAUUAAAUUCACCUCCAUGCAGGUGCCCCGAUUGAACAAUGAUACAAUCUGCCUGCGUGCAGGUGUCGAGUGCACCGUGUGGAAGCCACCUGCACACAGGUGUAUAAAUAAAAAGAUUAAAUUCACCUCCAUGCAGGUGACCCGAUUGAACAAUGAUACAAUCUGCCUGCGUGCAGGUGUCAAGUGAAGAAUAUGGAAUAAUCUGCUUGUCAAUGUUCCCAGUAAACGAUUUGAAAUCCACCUGGAGGCAGAUAUCAAGUGAUGGAUAUGCGGCCAUGCACUUCACCUGCAUGCAUGUGUUCUGAGUGAAUGUGUGUAAGUUCACCAGUCUACAGGUGUGCGGAAUGAAUGCAGAUUCUGGGGAACGCGUAGAGCACAAAAAAAUCAAUGUCAAUCUUCGCAACUGUAUUAAAUGCAGCAUUUAUCAAAUGGCGAGGGGUCCGUUUAAAAUUAGCUUUCUAGCUGCCAUGCAGGGGUCACACGUGCGCAACAUUAAAUGCCUGUCAACAUUUUACUGCAUGCGUGCAACCCGAGCAAUUACGUCUGGCAAAUUUUGAUACGUUCCCGCUUUAGCCACUAAUUCAUAAUUUUGUUAUUGCUGUUAACAGAGAUUUUUUUUAUUCCCAGUCUCCAUAUUAAAUGAGUUUUUUUUGUAAUUACCUAAACCCCCGUUGUUGACACGCGAUUUUUUUUUUGGCGUGUCACACAAUUCCACGUUUUUUAAAAUUAUCUUUGCAGAAAUGUAAUUGCGCGAAGCGAGCUGCGUGUGGCUGUGUACUCGGCUCGCAGUGGGUUCGCGAUGACUAAUUAUCACUCGGCUUUUGCGUCGGGUCUUGGAGCGCAAGCUUCUGCUUAAUUGCCUCAAUAGAGACGAUACAAGCUGGAAAUGCGCUGCCGGUCAUUCCCAAUCGCACGGCAUCCGGCACGGAUGCUACUCCUCGCAUCUCGAGCUGUCACACAUGCUUUACUGCGACAGAGCGACAUGCAUACCACAGACUCAAACCAAUGAUAACGUCAUCAAUGAUUGCUUUUGUUUUACUCUUAGUAUUACAAAGAGGGAUAUAACUUGGAUUAACGUGGCAUCUAAAUGCAACCGCAUCUCUAGCCGCUGUACAGAUAAUUUGCUUUAUUCUGCAACCUAGAAUGUCUAAUGAAAUAUAGCACCGUGAUAUUAUAAUUUGCUGGUGGCUCAUUUAAAAUGUCUAAGGCAAGAGUGUUGCAUCGUGUAGCAGCUGCUAUAUUGCGAGAGCGGGAGAUAUAGAAAAUGAUCUUGGAGACAGAUGUUCAAUGUAUUUAAAUGGUAAAUAAAGAAUAGAGUGCUUGGUAUUCAGAUUUCUUCUGGGUUUUUUUUGUCCUUCAUGCUCUUUUGCCCUUGAUGCUUUAGAUGGUGGCGCUUUGGGUUUGCGCGUGACGUGCAGUAUUUAAUACUUUAUUUUGCUUAGAAUCACGCAUCUGUUAUUUCCAACAAUGAUUACAGUGAUGACCACGGAUCAGUGCUCAUUUGUUAGAUUUUCAGCAACGAUAUAUAAUUUAUCUUUACGCAAAAAAAAAUGUCACAACUGACACAAGGAUGAAGAUACAAUAAGCGAUGUGCCCUUCAAGAACCACGCGUAUUGUUGCAAAUUAAAGCAUCUCUGAAAUAAAAUGUGUCUCAACGUGAAACAGGAAUGUUUUCCUUUGCGGUUAUAAAUAUCACAACAUUUUGUCGCAUAUAUUGCUGCUCAAGCACUCGGGUAGAUUGAUGCCUCCAAAAAAACAAAUAUGAUAUAUUUACGUCCUGCCUUGGCUAUGUCCAUUGCAUAUUUCUCGGAGACAAAGUGACAUUGUUGCGUGGGUUAUUGGUGACUGAAUACACGUGCUGCAACAGAGAGAUUUGAAUGCGGAUUUGGUUAAUCUGGAUGACUCAGAAACAGCCUUACCUGCACACUGAAGGUUGUUUGUAUGCGGGUAUUACUAGUCCGGUAAACAUGGUAAGGUUAACAAGGACACAAUGUUCAAUUUAAACGGAUUAUAAUCUGAAUCAGAGGAUGAUUAAUCAGGAAUUAAUUAAUAAUUUGGAAUGGGCAAUAGGGAUGAGUGGUGGGGGCUUAUGGAUAAAAGGAAUGUGAAUGUUGGGAAGAUAGAAAGGGUACCUGGGAGUUUCUGCAAGUUCUAUAUAGGAGAGAAUAACUGGGGCGUGUGGAGAGGUGGUUGGUGGUGAGUUGACAGAACUGGGGAGAAAGACUAGAACACUUCCGGGUAGCGGGCUGCGACGGGAAUCAUGGAAAUAAUUUUCUGACAUCAC
This is a messenger RNA of Lethenteron reissneri (Far Eastern brook lamprey), 4285 nucleotides long. Its product is annotated as melanoregulin-like. The record is from RefSeq and is a predicted model, not a curated record. Gene Ontology annotation, biological process: melanosome transport. Gene Ontology annotation, cellular component: melanosome. NCBI's taxonomy places the organism in Eukaryota, Metazoa, Chordata, Hyperoartia, Petromyzontiformes, Petromyzontidae.